CUUGGUUGCCCUGAGGAAGUGUUUCGGCUGGUUUUUAUGGCCAAUCAGAAUCCUUAUUGAAGUUCGAGGUGUCCUUGCCACAGGUUUGAGGUGAUUACCUAAGCCAGAGGCCGCAUGUUUGAGAAACGAACAUGAAGGUCACUCUCGUCCCGCAAUGAACAGCACCGUGCACCAAGCCUGCGCCUCCAUCAUCUCAUUCUCAUCCAACCGCCACCGUCAUCGACUCUUGACACUCAGACACGAUCAGAGAAGACGCGCAACACAUCACGGACACACGAACAGCAACGCAUCCGUUAUAGCGCAGCAAGGACGGAAUAGUGUCCAACAUGGUCUGCGCCAAGUGCCAGAAACUCCACCAGACAACCCUUGCCACUCCGGGGGUCAAGAAGAAGAGUGAGAUGUACUAUGGCUCACCGGCGUCUUCAUCUUCGUCGACCGACAAGAAGUCGGCCACGCUCGGCCAAACAGGUAUCUCAAAGAGCAAGCUCCUUUCUAAGGCUGCCAAGAACCCCUACGCUCAAUACUCCAGCUCAUGUGCACGAUGCAAGACCAAGAUCGCCCAGGGGCACACAUACUGCAACCAGUGUGCUUACCGCGCAGACGCAUGCCACAUCUGCGGGAAGCCAAACAAGCCCAAGUCAGCCGUGCCUACGGUUGAUGGCCAGAAGCGGACCCUGAAGUGAGGCGAAAGGCCAGGUCUGUCAUCAAGGUCAAUCGGCCGAACUCGUCAAUAGGCGCCGGGACCGGCCGAGCACACAGGCUACGGUCAGGACACGACGCUACUCCACAAUGCGCCUCUCCCGCCGCGGCGUUUGUAGCGGACAAAAUCCCGCCGCUCCCGAAGAUACCUCACGGCCAUCUGGAGGUGUGUUACGGUUCUCGGUGCGUUGUAUCGUCGCAUACUAAGUUCGCAAAUUCUUGGGAACCAGGGGUGGCCGAGG
Molecule: messenger RNA, 941 nt
Organism: Thermothielavioides terrestris NRRL 8126
Lineage: Eukaryota; Fungi; Ascomycota; Sordariomycetes; Sordariales; Chaetomiaceae
Exons: 3
Coding region: 327-683 (118 amino acids)
Biological process (GO): cytoplasmic microtubule organization
Molecular function (GO): microtubule binding
Source: RefSeq, a predicted model, not a curated record